Perca flavescens (yellow perch) is the source of this 2504-nucleotide messenger RNA. Its product is annotated as TBC1 domain family member 12. Gene Ontology annotation, molecular function: GTPase activator activity; small GTPase binding. The coding region runs from base 230 to 2029 and encodes 599 amino acids. The transcript has 15 exons. NCBI's taxonomy places the organism in Eukaryota, Metazoa, Chordata, Actinopteri, Perciformes, Percidae. Gene Ontology annotation, biological process: regulation of GTPase activity. The record is from RefSeq and is a predicted model, not a curated record.
UCUCAAUAUGGCGCCUCUCCGCCCCGAGCACACCUGUCACCGCAGAGGAUGAUUCAGCGGUGUCUCCGCCGUCUCUACGCCGGCCAGAGGGCUCUUUUUCCGGGCAUGACGCUCCGCGGGAAUCCGCUGACUGUUCCCCGCGGAGGAGGCGCCGCAGCCGGGUCCGAUUCUGCCGAGCAGCGCUGACAGGAGAUCCGCAGACAGAGUAAACGACAGGAAGUGGAGUGAAAUGGACAGAAGCAAAGAUGUGUCCUGUUCCCCGGAUCUCGCUGCCUGUUCUUCGCUCCGCCACGGGUCAGAUCACGGACCAAUCGGACGCUUCUGCGAGGCUCAGGGGGCGGGGCUUAGCCCGAGAGAACACUAUGAGGAGGCACAAACUGACGGGAUUGGUUCAGACGUGGCAGCGCAGCGUUGGUCUGAGGAAGAGGAAGGUGAUGAUGAAGCCUUCACGGGCGUGGCGCCUGGCGAGCCGAGCCUCCCGCCCGGCGGCGGCGCUCGCCGUAGGAACACGUUUGCGUGCCGGCGGCGCCGGCAGAGCGCCCCGGGAGAGCUACAGCCUGACGAACCAGAACCAGAACCAGAGUCAGAGCUGCAGUCCAGGAGGCCAGACAUCGCCGAAUACUUCAGCUGCAGGAAGCAGCGGUGCGUCAGUCAAAGUGUUCCUGGUUGGAAGCUGUUUGGUAAGGUUCCUCCCAAACAGAGUCCGUCCAGACAGCCUCGCAUCAUCCAGCAGGAGUUCGAGGCGCGUCAGGUGGCGGCCCGCUGCUCUCCUACCCAUAAUGCAGCAGGGCAGCAGAGCCGCAGCAAGGCGGAGCCGCUGUCGACCACGGCGCUGAUCCUGCAGGACCGGCCGCCGAAUCUUCCAGCUAAAUCUGCUGAGGAGACUCAGAGACACCGACAGCAGUACGAGGAGAUGGUGGCGGCCGCCAAGAGGAGAGAGCUCGUGGCGGCCGAGCGGAGGCAGCAGCUGAUGACUCAGCGCUUCAGACAGGAAGUGGAGAUCUCCCACGCCACGCUGGUCUGGAACCAGCACAUCCUGCCGCACUGGGAGGCCACGCGGGACAGUCGGCGAGCCCGGGACCUGUGGUGGGGGGGUUUACCGCCGAGCGUGCGAGGACGAGUCUGGAGCCUCGUCAUCACCAACGAGCUCAACAUCACCACAGAGCUGUACGAGAUCUUCCUCUCCAGAGCCAAGGAGAAGUGGACUAACCUCAGCAGCACCAACGAUGGAGCCUCGCUGGCCGACAGUCUGGAGAUCAUCACUCGGGACAUUUCCGGGGUCCUGCCGUCUCUCGGAGUCUUCCAGAAGGGAGGUCCUUACCACGACCUGCUGCAAAGCAUUCUGGGAGCUUACAUCUGUUACAGACCUGAUGUGGGAUAUGUGCAGGGUAUGUCCAGCGUGGCGGCCAUGUUGAUCCUGAACAUGGAUGAAGUCGACGUCUUCAUCAGCUUCUCCAACCUGAUCAACAGACGCUGUCAGUUGGCUUUCUACAGAGGACAGCACCAGCUGAUGCUCAGGUAUUUCGGGGCCUUCCAGGUGUUUCUGCAGGAGUCUCUUCCUCGUCUCUUUCUUCAUUUCCAGUCUUCAGGUGUCACUCCGGACCUCUACCUGCUGGACUGGAUCCUGUCCCUCUACCUGAAGCCCCUCCCCCUGGAAGUGGCGUGCAGAGUCUGGGACCUUUUCUUCCGGGACGGGGAGGAGUUCCUGUUCAGGACGGCUCUGGGGAUCCUGAAGCUGCAUCAGGACGUCCUGCUGCACAUGGACCUCAUCAGCACCGCUCAGUUCCUGUCCCGCCCCCCUGUUGAGGAGCUGCUCUCUGAUAGGCUGUUCUCCUGCAUCUCGGCCACGCCCAUGAUGAUCGGGAACAGGAAUUGGAGUCAGGUCUUUUCUUCGUGGAGCAGCUCGAGACGAACAGCUGAUCUGAUGUCAGGUUUAUUUAUUAAUGUGUUGUUGAAGUCGAGCUGGGCGACAACAUCAGGUGUCCCGAUGUUCUUCACCAAAUACUUCGAUAUUGUGACGAUAUUGUAGGGUUGACAGUUUGUACUUUCACAAAAUACUUUUUACAAUGACAUUUUAGAUAAAUAAUAACGAUAUAAUUAUAGAGAUUGUUUUCCAGCUAUAUUCUAACUGUGUUUACAUGCAUGUACGAAAACACUGUGAUGUUAAAACAAAUCUGUUCAAAUGAUAUUCACUCAAAAACUGAUUUUCUAAGAAAAUUGAGUUAGUAUGUGUUAUCAAAUCAGACAACGCUAUUGUAUAUAACGAUGUCUCGAUAUAUGAUUUCAUCGCGAUAUGUUUCCAUUGAAUCACGAUAAAUGAUCAGCCCUAUGUUGAAGCUUAGUUCACCGAGUGAAGUCAGAUUUUACUGAUUGACUUAUUAAACACACAGACACUAAAUCUUUCAUCAUUAUUCAGCCUGUUUGUGUGAACGGAGUCAAACAUCUGUGAACUGUCCCUUUAACAACCAGAAAACAGCUCUCCUCCCUCCUUUCCUUCCUCCUUC